AUAAACGGCCGCCACGGGGGCGACGACGUGCUGCUCGUGUACAGUUGCUGCUGGGAUCGCGCGUAUCGCAAAACGCUUUGAAAAUUAAUAGCUGUUUGGAUGGCCGAACAACGAUCGUCUCACCGCCAGUAAACGGCCAGUGAACCAGACGACGUCUACGCCGUCACUUACGACCACACCGUUUCGUAAUUUAUGGCCGCGUCGAGACGUGCACUCUUAGCUUUUACACACUCCGUUCGUUUAUCGUUCGACCUUUUUGCUGACCAUUGUACGAUCAGUGUCUGCGCAGUCAGUGUUCCAAAAACGAUUCUUUUCUUUUAUCACUAUGGCUAAAACUAAAAAUGAUUCUGAAGACAUGAAUGUUUCAAAGCCAACAAUAUCAGUUGCCUUAACAAUGAUUUCCAUUCCAUUGUCAAUGAUAUUAUGGAUUAUCAAUAUUCUGUUCAGAAAAUUAUAUGGCGAUAAUACAAAUGAACUAGAUGAGGGACUUCCGCCAUUCCGUUGGUUUAUAUCUAUUUUCCUUCCAUUAUUUAUGGCUGUAUGGGGUUAUACUAAACGCAGUUUAAAUCUUAGCGGUGCACUAUUGGGUGUAUUUGUUGGUUUUGUUUUGACAUUAAGCAAUUAUGGAUUCUUUGCUUGUUUACUUACCUUCUUUGUUACAUCUUCACGUGCAACAAAAUUUCGAAGCAAAACUAAAAAGCAAUUAGAAUCAGACUUUAAAGAAGGUGGACAAAGAAACUGGAUUCAGGUAUUAUGCAAUGGUGGCAUGGCUACUCAAUUAGCACUCUUAUACAUUUUAGAUGUUGGAUGUGGUGAACUACCCAUUGAUUUCAACCGUUAUUAUCGACCGUCUUGGUUAUCCCUUGGAAUACUAGGUGCUUUUGCUAGUUGUAAUGGUGAUACGUGGGCUUCAGAGUUGGCGACAGUCUUGGAUAGUGGAUUACCUGUAUUGAUAACCACUUGUAAACCAGUUCCCAAAGGUACAAAUGGUGGUAUAACAGCUAUUGGAUUAGUUGUCAGUUUAUUGGGCGGUCUUGCUAUUGGAUUGGCAAAUUAUGCAAUGCUCAUCUACAUGAUUGAUGCAGAUAUGUUAGCUCGAAGUCCUGCACAGUGGCCAAUAAUAAUUGCUGGUGGUUUUGCUGGACUAGUUGGCAGUAUUGUUGAUUCUGUAUUAGGUGCCACCUUACAGUAUAGUGGUUAUAAUCGAAAUACUGGAGUAAUUGUAGAACAGCCAGGUAAAGAUGUCAUGCACAUAUCUGGGAGGAGAAUAUUAGAUAAUCACAGUGUCAACUUAAUAUCAAGUGUGAUUAUGGGAAUUUUGACUCCUAAAAUUGCGUACUUAGUUUGGCCCUGAAUCAUUUGGUCACUUAAAACUUUUAUUAAAUGUGACUAUUUUAUUUCAAUAUCUACUUUUAAAUAUUUGUUAAAUUCUAAUUUUAUUUUAUUUUUAUCAAUGUUAGAUAUUAGAUCUGGAGUUAGACUGACACACUUUUUUUUGUAAAUAAAAUGAAAAUUUGAUAUACAU
Sipha flava (yellow sugarcane aphid) is the source of this 1525-nucleotide messenger RNA. RefSeq names its product transmembrane protein 19. Lineage: Eukaryota; Metazoa; Arthropoda; Insecta; Hemiptera; Aphididae. The transcript is spliced from 8 exons. Bases 326 to 1354 code for a protein of 342 amino acids. Gene Ontology annotation, cellular component: membrane. The record is from RefSeq and is a predicted model, not a curated record.